UCGAUCUCUCCGGAUGUAACAUUUGCCUAAAUACCGUGCUGUCUCGUUUGCCUCGACUCACGAGCCUUAUGGGGAUUACUUUCCUCUCACUAACAAAGACAAUUCAGCUCUAAUAUAGUGGAGAGGAGGUUGUUAAUGACCCUCCCAAAAAAAUACCAGCAAAAGAAAAGGACUGUCAGGGGAAAUUUAUGUCGAGCGCAUCACUGGAGAAACGAAGAUUAGGAAUAGUUUACGACUCGAAGUCAGAGUACAUCCUGCCUCCGAAUAGUCCACCCUUCAUCCUCAAAACGCAACCUUCCUCAAAAUUGACUCCGCCUCUAAAAGUUUUGUGUACCUUUUAGGAAGAGUCGGACCUCCACGUCAUACUGAACAAAACAAAAAAAGCCUUUGUUUCGCGAGUUGUUUUUCAAUCCGGCCGAGAGAAUCUUACCUGGAGCUUAACGUACCUGGAAGGAGAACCUGAUCGAUUGUGGUGAAAGAACGUCAACAUGCUUCAACAACUGCUUCAGCCAGAAAACAUGAGCUUACACGAAGAAUUAAUAAAACAGGGAAGCAAAGUCACCUCCAAGCGUUUAGCUACAGAAAAGAAGGGCACGUUCCCCAAAACUGGAGACCCGGGUGAUUUCAACGAUUGGUGGAUGAUGUACAAAGAGGGUAAAAAGAAGAAAAAAAUAGCAAUGGUCAUCAUGGCUUUUCUCUAUCCCAAGGUAACCGGGUACCUGGAUUGGUUCCAAAAGAAAGUGCUGCAGCUGGAGAGCAAAACAAAUUCUCAAGAAGAAGAGAUCGAUUUGCUGAAGCGAAAACUCCAGAAACAGGAAGCAAAAAACAUGCAAUUAACUGAUAAGAUGUCAGAAAUUUCCAGUGAAGUGUUACAGCUCAGGUCCAAAAGAGACUCGCAAAAGAUGAAAAUCACCGCGCUUAAGCAGAGAGUCCAAGAACAGGAAGCAGAAAACAAGCGACUUAAAGAUUACAAGACCACCUUAGAGGACUGCAAUAAUCUGUUAAGACUUCCGGCAACAGUGACUUCCAGCUUGCAGAAACCGCUUCUAUCUCUCCUUGGAGAACUUCCAGACUUGGAGUACUCCAACUCCAACUACAUGUUCUGGGCCAAGAUAAAGAGAUGGCUACUCAAUGGAGAAGUGGCUCCUCAGUGUGUCUUUGAACUUGUCCAAAGAAAAUGCCCUCAGAAAGCUUGGCUGACGAUUGCAGAGAAUUUCGACAACAAAGCCUGGAAGACGGCGGACUUCUCCGACCCGGCGAAGGCAGCAAGACUGCUGGAGAAGCUCUGGAAGUGUGUGUCGAAAGCUCUAGGGCCAGGUACCAACAGGUAUGAAGUGUACUACUACCGGAAACAGGAAGCUGGCGAAACAUUUCAGACGUAUAUCGAAGAGAAGUUCAAGCUGUACUGUUCCUUCGGGGUGGAGAACACAGAGCCGAACAAGAACGACCGGAAUUUUCUCUGCAACGCCUUAGAAAAAGCGGAGAAACGUUAUCAGACCUUCGGGUUGCGGUGUUCUAAAAGCUAUGAUGAGUUGAUGAGUAUGUCCAUGAUCGUUGACAGUAUGCUAACUACAGCGGAGUGGAACAACGAGUGCAUGAACUGCGGCAGAGGAGGUCACACUCAAGCUGAUUGCAGAAGACCGGGAGGGGGCAAAGAGGUCGGACCGGAUCACUGCUAUACAUGUGGGAAGUACGGUCACUGGGCCAGAAAGUGCUUAGCUUAUCAGAAGUAUAUCAGCAAGCGAUGGUAAACUACAAUCGGUUCUGUCACCAUCCAUAUCUCUCCUAUGGCUUAUUCUUACUUAUUAAUAAAUAAAGUGAUAUUAAUAUCCACAUAGAUUUUACAUUUCCUGCUUCGGUGUAUUAGACAAAUGUGUUGAAACGAGUAUCGUUCAUAAACAGCUUCUUUUACCUGGCUAUUAAUCUUUAUUUUGUGAUGAUGAAACCUUUCAAUUGUCAGAUGUUGGUUUUUACCGCAUUUACAGCAGCAUUUGGCAGACGCCCUUAUCCAGAGCGACGUACACAAGUGCUUAAAUCUCUAACACUGAAUAAAUGAAUGCUGGCUCACUAGGUUACAUACUUAAGAUACCAUGAGUUUAAAACAUUUGUUCAAAGUUACAAUGAAAAAGUGUCAAAGGUUUUCAUUUUUUAUUUUUUAAAUGCAAAAGAUAAGGAAAGGAGUGCAAGUUGAGAUGCUUCCUGAAUAAGUAGGUCUUCAACCGCCGCUUGAAAAUAGCCACUCGGCUGUCCGGACCUCUAGGGGAAAGUUCGUUCCACCACCUUGGCGCCAGAACAGAGAAGAGGCUAGUAGUAUACUUGCCUCUUACCCUGAGAGAUGGUGGGACCAGUCGAGUAGUGCUGGUAGACCGGAUGGUGCGGGAUGUAGUGCGAGGAGUGAUGAGGGCUUUUAAAUUGUAUCAGAUAUUUUUAACUGCUUUUCUAGACUGAAAUCUGUAUCCGUAGGAUGACUGCAUCGUUUGUCCUGUUAUGUUAGUGUUAUUUGUACACAGGACACGGUGUCUGCUGUAUGUUUAGUGUGUGGCAAAUAAAAACUAGUCUGACUUUCAGACACCAGCAA
This is a messenger RNA of Tachysurus fulvidraco (yellow catfish), 2578 nucleotides long. RefSeq lists its product as uncharacterized. Lineage: Eukaryota; Metazoa; Chordata; Actinopteri; Siluriformes; Bagridae. Gene Ontology annotation, molecular function: zinc ion binding; nucleic acid binding. The coding region runs from base 489 to 1751 and encodes 420 amino acids. The record is from RefSeq and is a predicted model, not a curated record. The transcript is spliced from 2 exons.